Molecule: messenger RNA, 1083 nt
Organism: Caenorhabditis angaria
Lineage: Eukaryota; Metazoa; Nematoda; Chromadorea; Rhabditida; Rhabditidae
Source: the annotation of a GenBank genome assembly
AUGUGCCUGGGAAAACUAACAACAACAUGGAAAUCGGCGUCCUCAAUUAUUUUAGGCAAGUUUUCCCACAAUGAAAAAUCAAAAUUAUGAAUGAAUAUUUCAGCAAGUACGAAAAGUCGACGAAUUUUGAUGUUGAAACGAGGAAAUACAGCAUCUUUUAUGCCGAAUUCAAUGGUUUUCCCAGGUGGAAUUGUUGAAAAAAGUGAUGCAAAGUUUGGGGAACAAUAUAGAAUUGCUGCAAUUAGGGUUAGAUUUUAACAAUUGCUACUAUUUUUAUUUUAAACACUUUUUUGUAGGAACUUUUCGAAGAAUCGGGUGUUCUAUUGACAAAAAAUGGAUUUGAAACAUCGGAUGGAAAUGAGGAUUUGAAGAAAAUUAAAAUGGAUAUUGUGAAAAAUUCGGAUAUUUUUGAGAACUUUAAGAAUAAAAUAGAUGCUGAUCAAUUAAUAGAAUGGGACACUUUUCUGACACCCGCCACUAAUCCAAAACGAUUUUUCACAAAAUUUUUCGUGGCACUUGUUGAAGGUAUUCUCCAAUAUUUAUUUUCGUUCAUGCAAAAUUUUCAAUUUUUCAGAUGAACCUCAAAUUGAUUUGUGCACUUCUGAAAUGUCAGAAUAUGUUUGGGUUGAUCCAUUGGAAUGUGUCAAAAAUGCAUUUGAUGGCAAAUUUACACUUCCACCUCCUCAGGUUUAUGAAUUGACUCGAUUAUCUCAAGUAAAUGAUUGGAAAAAACUGGAGAAUUUCGGAAAUACAAAACAAGUAAUAUGUCCACAACCAAUUAAAACAAUUUCACAAAAUUCGAUAACAAACACAUUUCCUGGUGAUUAUUUAUAUAUUGGUUAGUUUAUUUUUGAAUAUUUAAUAUCUGAAGUGGUUGUUUUUUUUGAAGAUUCUGAUUGUUUUAAUCAACCACUUCGACAAUUACCUUCUGAAGAAAUUGCGGUUUUCAAAGACAAACCAACUCAUCGAGCAACAUAUCAAUCAAAACCAAUUUAUACAAAAUGUGAAAUAUAUCAGCACAAUUUAGAAUCAAAAUUUAGAGAAAAUUUCCAUCAAUUUGAAACGCAUUCAAAAUAUUUGUAG